Messenger RNA from Solanum pennellii, 525 nucleotides. RefSeq names its product E3 ubiquitin-protein ligase WAV3-like. The coding region runs from base 1 to 525 and encodes 174 amino acids. Lineage: Eukaryota; Viridiplantae; Streptophyta; Magnoliopsida; Solanales; Solanaceae. The record is from RefSeq and is a predicted model, not a curated record. The transcript has 2 exons.
AUGUUGAGGGUUUGGCACAAGCUAAAGAAGGCGCUCUCACUUAAGCGCAAGGAUCACGGUUCCCAGAAUGAGAUAUACCAUUUCAAUACACCGGUUAUUCCGCCGUUGCCGUCACCGUCGCCAUUCUCCUUAUCUCGUUUGCCCAACCCCACUGCACGUUCAUCCAAGGUAACAUGUGUAAUUUGCCUUGGAAGUAUGAAAGUUGGGAAAGGUAAGGCCAUAUUUACUGGUGAAUGCAGCCAUUCUUUUCACUUCAGCUGCAUCGGCGAAAAUGUUAAGAAUGGGAACCUCCUUUGCCCCAUCUGUAGAUGCAAAUGGAAGGAUAUUCCUUUCCAAUUUGCUACUGAUGUUGUUACUACAGAGCGUCAAGUUCGGGUGCUUUCGCCUGUUAAUGCCUCUCGUCCUUCACCAACAGUUUCUCGACCACCUCCCCGGCACGUCCAAUUUUCAGAUGGGGGCUUAAGUGAUAUAGACGUCAGUGUCUAUGAUAUAGGUUCAGACAUUCAGCACUCAGGUCGCGAUUAG